Rhipicephalus microplus (southern cattle tick) is the source of this 4227-nucleotide messenger RNA. Its product is annotated as QRFP-like peptide receptor. Gene Ontology annotation, biological process: G protein-coupled receptor signaling pathway. The record is from RefSeq and is a predicted model, not a curated record. Gene Ontology annotation, cellular component: plasma membrane. Lineage: Eukaryota; Metazoa; Arthropoda; Arachnida; Ixodida; Ixodidae. Gene Ontology annotation, molecular function: neuropeptide Y receptor activity.
GGUGGGAAAUCGUCUGCUAGCGGCAAAAGUGCGCCGGACUUUGUACCGUGUCGUCGAUGGAGUCGGUGGCAGCGCUCUAAACGUCGUCCUAAGGUCGGACUUGGACGAGCCGACACUGUGCCCCGAGGCCAUCGGGAGUGACGUCAUCCGUGGUGGUCCACUACAGUGCCCCCCUACCUGUGCAGCCGGGAGGAGCGGGGAAACAGGGCCAUGGAGGAGACCAACUCGAGCGAGGAGCUCGCUUUGUUUCCCGAGGAAGGCAUGCCCGAGGACUACGACUACGAGGAGUCGGCGUGGCGCUUCGACCUGGCCGACCUGGUGCCCACGGCGGCCGUGUACGGGGCCACCCUGCUGCUGGGGCUGGUGGGCAACCUGCUCAUCGUGUACACGGUGGCCCGGUUCCCGCGCAUGCGCUCCAUCUCGAAUCUGUUCCUCGCGUCGCUCGCCUCGGCCGACCUGCUCAUCGUGCUGCUCUGCGUUCCCGUCAAGUUCGGCCAGCUCUUCUCGUACACCUGGACGCUGGGCGAGGUGGGCUGCAAGCUGCUCCUCUACGUCCAGCACGUCUCCAUGAUCUGCUCGGUGCUCAACCUCACCUUCCUCAGCAUCGAGAGGUACUACGCGGUGAUCCACCCCGUCCGCUCACGCUACCUGUGCACCUUCAGCCAAGCGCGUCGGGUGAUCAUCUUCAUCUGGGUCGCCGCCUUCCUCACGGCUCUGCCCAUCAUCUUCGUGCAGGUUCACGUGGAGAUGGGCGUCCACCGUCGCGCCUACUGGUGCAUGCGCGACGAGGCCAGUCCCGGAGCCUGGCGCUCCUUCGAGAUCUACAUGCUCAUCCUGGUGCUGUGCAUACCCACCCUGGUCAUGGGCUACGCCUACACCAAGAUCUGCGUCCAGCUCUGGAUGGUCGUUCGGGAACGCGCCAGCCUCACCACGGGAAGCUCGGUGGCUACCGAGAUGACUGAAAAGAAGCCCAAGAAGAAGACCACAUUUGCGCCCAACGGUGAUCCGGCCGGUGGCCUCAAGGCUUCACGAGCAGACGAAGACACCGUUCGUCAGGUGAUCAAGAUGCUCAUCCUGGUCGUCUGCCUGUUCGUGCUCUGCUGGGCGCCCAUCCUGAUCCUGAACGUGCUCACGGCGUUUGGCGGCGUCGCGACGCUCAACUACUCCUACCUGAAGCCGCUGCGCACCUGCUUCCACCUGCUGUCCUACCUGAACAGCUGCGUCAACCCGCUCGUGUACGGGUUCAUGUCGCGCUCUUUCCGCGGCUCCUUCCGCGAAGCCCUGAUCGGUUGCAUGCACCCGGGUUCGGCGUCCCCGUGGCGCGGGGCCACCAUGCGUCUCAGCCGGACGCGCACCACGAGCGUCAGCAUGGGGCGUUCGGCCACCUACGUCACGUGACCCUGCCGGCCAAAGCCGGGCGCGGGCGUCGAUGACGAGCCUGUAUGCUGCGUCCCGUGGAAAGGCAAAGAGCACACAGGCGUGGACACCUGAAGACUCGAACCUGACGGAGAUGUAAACUGACAGGCGCCACCGAUCGAUGACGAGCCAAAUUGAUGGAAGUUCUGCUUGACAUAGGCAUAAACGUGCGACAGUGACUCUAGCCUCCAAAACGAAAAAGCCCACACGUUGCUCUGUUGAGUGCACAAUGCAAAGGUGGCUGUGCGAAGGGUACUUCAGCGCGCGGUGAACGCUUUAAAGCAAAACGAACGCUUCGGUGUGCAGCGGACGCUUGAGAACACUGGAGUGGCUUGAUGAAACGAGAGUGAACGCUUGCGAACGCAGUGGACGCUUGAAAAAAGCGAAGCAGAUGCACUCGAUCUUUUAAAGGAUCAGCACGGUACCUUUGGCACGGGGAAGAUUUAUAAAAUAAAUUAAGGAGAAACCUGCAUGAUUAAUGCUGACAGAAUAAAUUAAGAAUAAGAGAACUGAGAGUAGGGUGGGCAUAUAUGGUUCUAGUAGCAACCUAACUUUGCAUAAAGCAUGUGCGAAGAUUUGAAAAAUGGCGUAAGGUGACAUCACUCUCUACCUUCGCACCUUUACGAGAGCCUGUAGACACUCGCCGACGUACUGAACACCGGAAAUCUACGAUUUGUGCCGACCAACUUGACAGGAGACCCGAAAGACGCAAGACGGUCGUGAACCACGUAAAAGAAGAGGGUGAAAAGUUUGACACAAAGCGCACGAAAAAGGGAAGGUAUGACCACCUAGAAUAAGGUUUAUUAAGCCGAAGCUAUUACAAGCGAGAGCUUCAGAGGUCACCUAGUGAGUGAUGUGUUGGCUUUUAGAAGAGUGGGGAGAACAUGGUCCGGACGAUACGGAACAUUAAGACUGUCAAAAACCAAGGAGGGCCCCUAUGGAAGGGACGAACAGGGUCUUGAGAAGACAUGUACAGCUGAGAUUGGUAUUGACCGGAGGACGCAUUCGCUGAAGUCCACGCGCAUACUUCCUGGCAUCUGCGGCCACAGGUCAUCGACAGCUAUGGAGCGUGUGUGGCUGUACGUUACCUGUGAGUGGUGUGAUUCGGUGUCAACUGCUAGUGAAUCACUGAUAUCAGUGCCAAAAUGACUGUACUGUGUGUGUGUGUAUGUGUGUUGUUCUUUUUUUUUCGCCAGUGACUGAACGAAUUCAUUUUGCAGAGCCCAAUGUGCGCUAUUUGGUGAUAUGAAAGGACACGUUACUGUAGAGUGUGUUCUAGUCGUUCCAAAUUUUUCGUUUCGAACGUUGUUUAUACGCUGGAUCUGCGCAAAAAGGCCUACUGUUAGCCGGACAACAGCGGAAAAAUCGGUGGUAAAUGCUAUUUAAACAGGAGGAGUUGUAGCCAGAAUAGUUCUCAUAGAAAGUCAAUUGUUUCCAAACUAUUUCUAAAUUUUCUACAUUUCACAAUCUUUGAAGCACAGUUUUUUUACUACAUAGAACAAAAAAUGAAAAACUCCUGUCCGGCAACACGCGCCGAUUUUUGUCGAAGGAAAAAAAAAGUGGACGUAAUUUUGAGGUUCCAAAUUUUAUGAACCAUUCAUAGGAACACCAAUGAUUCCAAACAUUUAAAAACGAAAACGACGGAAUGUCGAUGGAAAAAAUUAAGCAGGGGAUCAAAUUGUCAGGUUGCCCGUUUAGUUCGGGUUAGUAGGUGGAUAAAAAUUUAUGGCAUGUACGACAUGCCAGAGCAUAGGACCAUAUAACGUUAACGUUGCGGCGAGUUGGAAAAAUGCCAUGUUAUAGCGCGGUAUGUUUGAAAACGUGUUCAGUCAGGAGAAGUACUGCAUUGUUCCUGCUGCACUGUUGAACUCUGCUCACUUAGCAAAGGAACGACCAUAGCCUAAAAUAUAGAAAGCUAGAUCGCAAGCGUCCAUGCUUUUUAUAGACAUUCUUUAGAUAUUAUUUAGAAGGGUGAACAGUCAAACUUGUUUGUACAGACCACGCCAAAGAUCUCGUGGGUAUCCCAUUUAUCUUAUCUUGCUAGGUGAUAGAAAUUUAUGAAACUUCUUUUCCGAAGAUAGGAGUCUAACUCUAAGCCUUGUCGUUCUGUAAAAAAAAAGAGCAUGAACUGUUAUUAAUACACAUUACUGUUAUCAUUAUGAUGUGCAUAAUGAGAAUUUCAAAGUGAAUAAGCUCAGGUCAGGAGGCCCGGUUAAGAAUAAGUCUUGAGUUUAAAUUUUUUUCCAAGAAAAUGUUGCAGCAUCGCUUUCUGAAACACCGGUCGGGGCGAGAGAGGCAUCUCAUGGCUAGUGCAAACGCGAAAACUUUCGUUUCUUUUUUUUUUUCUAAAGGCGGUCUUGAGCAGUGGUUCCUAAGUUCGCGAAAAAAAAAAAGAACCACGCGAAUUCUCGAAGCCUAGUGGCUGUACACAAAAAUUUAGUCCUAGUGUGGUGUAAAUAACCGUAAUACUUCGUUACAUCUUUUAACUGCAUUUUCGCAGUGUUCGAAAGUUGUGUGAAAGACGUUACUCACAAGAAUAACAAGUAAAAAAAGGCGGAGGAGGGGGAACACGGCAGACCUGUUACUUAGAAAGGCGCCUUGGUUGGCUACCAUAUGUUUUAGAAUAUUUUCUAUUUAUAAUUUAGUGCUUUAUAAUUUUACAAGUUAUAUUUUAUUUUUUUAAUAUCUUAGGUUUAGAAUAUACUGAUAAAAUUGUGGUGAAACUAUAAGUGGCUUUGUAACCACACAGCUAUUUACCACAUAGAUCAUCUGAUUGUUUUAUAGAAUAAAUUUUGCUGUACAACGUUGUCA